CUAGCCCCACGUCACUGUCCAAACAAUAGCAAUGACCAAUUAUAACCAGUCUCUCAAUCUUGAUGUGCUUAUUCUCAUCCCAAACCUUUGAAAUUCCGUGAUGCUCCAAGGCCGACACCUUUGUUAAUUAAAUUGUUUGAACAAAAGUGUUUGUACUUCAGCCAGCAAUAGUCAUAACUCGUCGGCGCGAAGCACAAGACGCAAAAAUUCCCUCUUAUCGGAAUCUUUCAGCCCCGCUGCAGCUAGAAUAGGUGCAUGUUUUCUGAGUUAUUUCCACAAUAACUACGACUUUUCCAACUUUAAAUCCGCGAGAUUAUAGGCCACCGGGGAGCCGUAAUUAGAUGGACACCGUGCACGAGGAAAACAGCCCCGCGCCCCAAGUGCCCCAAAGCAGCCUCGCAAUGGAGACCCUGGACGAGGAGGACGCCUCGCGGUCGUCGUCCAGGAGGCCGUCCGCCAUCAUCGCGGCCCUGCGGCGGCCCUCGCAGGCGAUUGCCCUGUCGGCCGCCCACGCCGUCAUGAACCAGAGGCGCUACCUCCUGGGGCUGUUCCACAACCAGAGCGACCGCUCGAUUUCGGAGAAAGACGCCACUGAUCACAAGGAGGAGUUUCUAAAGAAGCAGAAUCGCAGGAUGGGAGACGACGCUUUGACGGUAAUUCUCUCGGCGCUGUACGCAAAGCUGCUGGUCGUCUUGGGAAUGGCUUUUCCGAUUACCGAAAUCAUAUCGAAGGACGUUCGGCCGUUUUUCUACCAGGGAUUUUAUUUGUAUUUGUAUUUGGGGAGCAUUACCUUCGUUGCGUACAUGUAUGCGACUUUUGUGAGAGAGAAGGCGGUUAAUAACAUCAUCAAGUCGUAUCAUAAAAACGACAAACCUACGUUCCCGUUUCCCCGCAUGUCCACAUCGGUGCACAACAAGCCGGCCAAAUACGGAAGCUUCUAUUUACGCCUUGGUGCAAUCGCUUUCGGUAUCGGCAGCAUGGUCUAUUCCGGACUAGAAUUCGGCCGAUAUUUCGAGCUAAAGAACAAUCACGAGUGCUUUUCCACCAUGCUCCAGGCCAUCACGCCGGCAACCAGAAUGCUUCUGACGCUCGUUCAAGUGCAAUUCAUAUUCCUAAACACGAAGAACGUCGAUCUGAACAGACAUAAGAUUAUUGCCCGCUUUGGGCUUAUGCACAUGGUGGCGGCCAAUCUGUGCGAGUGGCUGUACGUCCUGGUCGAGGAGACCAAGCACGAGAUCAUACACCUGGGGGAGCAAGGACACAACUCCACCAAUUCGAGUCUACAAGCCAAGUUCUGCCAAGAGGGGCAAAUCAUGGGCUCGCUAGUGCGGAACGCCAGCCCGUUCCUAUUCCCCUGCACCAUAGAAUACAGUCUGAUAUGUGCGGUGAUUCUUUUCGAGAUGUGGAAACGGGUCAAGUCGACGGAAGUCAAGGCGGAGACCGAGAAGGCGGGCCACCGGGACGAUAAGGUCGCCACUCAUUACACUUUCAAUCCCUUCGGCGGCAGCCCCGUCAACUCUAAUCACCAUUUCAGCGUGGACUGUUCUAACGCUCACCGCGGCUUAUUUGCCGGGAUUAUGAUCAUCGUUCUGACCAUAAUUUCUUUGAUAAUGUUCUUCGUGUUGGCUAACGAACCGAGCGGCAGUGAAGAGGAUAAUCUGAGCAUGGCCGAGUUCGAAGUGAACAUAGUCGAGUUGGUCCUUUACAUAUUAACCACGAUCGUGGUCAUCGUAGCGAUGGUGCAGAUGCGCUCGCUCAAAUACGACCGAAAAAUCGGAGUUGAAGGCCAAGCGGGGAUCGGCCUGGACAACACCCUCCUGGUCGUUGCCCAAACCGGGAUGUUCAUCUACUGCAUGUUUUCCAUCAUCGGGUGCUACUUCACCAUGUCCGGGAGUCUUCCCACGGGACUCCUGGCCGAGAUCUUUUCGUUCAUCCAGACCUGCCUCCAGACCAUGUUCGUGCUCGAUGGGUGGUGGCGGCGCUGCCGUACCCUGGAGCAUAUCAAGAACAAGCCCGGCAAGGAACUCAUCACGUUCCUCAUUGUGGCAAACAUGGCCAUGUGGACUAUCAAUACGUUGGAGAAAAACCGCGCAGAGUUUCGACCUACACAUUUGCUCUUCUUCGGAGAGUGGGCGUGGACAAUCAUCACGCACAUUUCCAUGCCCAUGGCCAUCUUCUACAGGUUUCAUUCCACCAUUUGUUUGUUCGAAAUAUGGAAAACAGCGUACAAAGUUAAGACGCAGUAUAAAACGCCGAUGUUUUCUGUCAUAUCCAAUCAAUAAGGGUGAUGUAAAUAAAGAUGAGAAAAA
Molecule: messenger RNA, 2309 nt
Organism: Tribolium castaneum (red flour beetle)
Lineage: Eukaryota; Metazoa; Arthropoda; Insecta; Coleoptera; Tenebrionidae
Product: proton channel OtopLc
Exons: 8
Coding region: 342-2282 (646 amino acids)
Biological process (GO): proton transmembrane transport
Cellular component (GO): membrane
Molecular function (GO): proton channel activity
Source: RefSeq, a predicted model, not a curated record